AUGGUUUCCAUUGUUCGAGGACUCCCCGAAGGACGCAGCUGUCCAGGCCAACUCCAGCGCGUGGCUCUGCUGGCCAGCGAAUGUCACAACCCAACCGCCCCACCAUCCAAACAAAAGAAGACAGAGUGCUCUGUUUCCUCUGAGUCUAUUGACACAGCUGGGAAGGAGGAACGGGAGCUGGGGCAGAGGCGUUCCUCAUCCCACGUGGUGGGCGUUCACGCCCAGCUGCUCUGUAAGGCAGCCCAUCUCUCUUGCUCUCCUGUACAAUGCACUCAGAAGACCUCCCCCUUCCUCCUCACCAAAGAAGGGGGCUGGGAGGUGAUCUGA
Molecule: messenger RNA, 327 nt
Organism: Podarcis lilfordi (Lilford's wall lizard)
Lineage: Eukaryota; Metazoa; Chordata; Lepidosauria; Squamata; Lacertidae
Source: the annotation of a GenBank genome assembly